AUGAAGCACAUCUCUGGAAAGCUCAGUGUAGCACUAUAGACGCAUCAUUAGUAGGUUGUUUGUUCUAUGUGGAAGUCAGCAUAGCUGUAACUUAUGGGACAACCCACUCUCUACUGUAUAUAACACACCACACCCAGUCAAAAAUGAAACUAAAAAAGUUGCACCUGCGUCCAGGAAGGCAUCCUUGUUACUUGUGACAGGGAAUCUUGCAAAGCAGAGUGUGAAAAGAUGGGAGAUAAGCAUUAUCCUGGACACAGGUAUUUCACUAUGUACCACGGCACUACAAUGGACAAAGCUAUGAAAAUCCUAAAUGAGGGCUUCAUCCCGUCCGCUGAUGGCAUGCUAGGACGUGGCGUCUAUUUGAGCCGGAGUUUUGAGAAGGCCUCUCGAUAUCCAGUGUACAGACAAGCAGGAGAGCAGCUAGCCGUCCUCAAACUCAGCGUACGAGUGGGAAAAGUGAAGAGGAUCGAUUAUCAAGGCCAUCCCAUGCAGAAGACGUGGCACGAUCAUGGGUACGACACAGCUUGGGUCCCUGCUAACUGUGGGAUGGUGCCCAGUGGAUUGGAAGAGGACUGUGUGUAUGAGCCAUGGAGGAUCAAAGUACAGCAGGUUUUAUCAGCUGAUCAGACUGCAGCUGGUGGAGGACAUUUUCCAGAAAACGAGACACUAAACGAUCGCUGUGGUGGUAUCCUCAAGAAUAUGUGCAGGAACUUCCACAUUGGACUGACCCCAUGCCCUGUCUACCCAGGUCACAGGGUAUACACCAUGUAUCAUGGCACCACCUUGUCUGCUGCAUUACAGAUCAAGCGCUAUGGCUUCAGGCGCUCCACAGGCGGCAUGUUAGGUGCUGGUGUGUACGUGUCAAGGAGCUUUCAUAAAGCCAGCCACUACCCUCUGUACAAACAACCUGGGCAAAGGCUGGCUGUCCUCAAGCUGAGUGUAAGUGUGGGCAAAGUGAAGAAAAUCAACAGGCAGGGACAUCCCUUACAGAAAACCUGGCACUUAAGCGGUUAUGACACAGCCUGGGUCCCACCUAACUGUGGCAUGGUCCCCAGCGGACUGGAAGAGGACUGUGUUUGGGAACCCAGACGAAUUAGAGUGCUGGAAGUUAUCCCAAGAUAA
This is a messenger RNA of Pygocentrus nattereri (red-bellied piranha), 1122 nucleotides long. It is a transcript of the gene gig2q, whose product is annotated as grass carp reovirus (GCRV)-induced gene 2q. Lineage: Eukaryota; Metazoa; Chordata; Actinopteri; Characiformes; Serrasalmidae. The record is from RefSeq and is a predicted model, not a curated record. The coding region runs from base 229 to 1122 and encodes 297 amino acids. Gene Ontology annotation, cellular component: cytoplasm. The transcript has 4 exons. Gene Ontology annotation, molecular function: NAD+ poly-ADP-ribosyltransferase activity.